AUGGUGUUCUAUACAUCAUCAUGGUGUAAUCAUGGUGUUCUAUACAGCAUCUGUAAUCAUGGUGUUCUAUACAGCAUCUGUAAUCAUGGUGUUCUAUACAGCAUCUGUAAUCAUGGUGUUCUAUACAGCAUCUGUAAUCAUGGUGUUCUAUACAGCAUCUGUAAUCAUGGUGUUCUAUACAGCAUCUGUAAUCAUGGUGUUCUAUACAGCAUCUGUAAUCAUGGUGUUCUAUACAGCAUCUGUAAUCAUGGUGUUCUAUACAGCAUCUGUAAUCAUGGUGUUCUAUAUCAUCAGCAUCUGUAA
Candidula unifasciata is the source of this 303-nucleotide messenger RNA. Lineage: Eukaryota; Metazoa; Mollusca; Gastropoda; Stylommatophora; Geomitridae. The record is from the annotation of a GenBank genome assembly.